Messenger RNA from Drosophila suzukii, 1234 nucleotides. Its product is annotated as aminoacylase-1. Lineage: Eukaryota; Metazoa; Arthropoda; Insecta; Diptera; Drosophilidae. Gene Ontology annotation, molecular function: aminoacylase activity. Gene Ontology annotation, biological process: amino acid metabolic process. The record is from RefSeq and is a predicted model, not a curated record. Gene Ontology annotation, cellular component: cytoplasm.
CUGAGCUGUAGAUAGAAACACAAUGGCCGCCAAGAAGUGGGAUUCCAAUAAGGAGAUAGAUUAUUUCCGCGAAUAUCUGCGUAUUCCAAGUGUUCACCCGAAUCCGGACUAUGCACCCUGCGUGGAGUUUCUAAAGCGUCAGGCUAAGGACUUGGAUCUACCUAUCAAGGUCUACUAUCCAUUCGACAAACAGAAUCCCGUGGUGGUUCUGACUUGGGAGGGUACUGAAAAGGAAUGGCCAAGCAUUCUACUGAACUCUCAUAUGGAUGUAGUUCCCGUAUUCCCUGAAAGCUGGACUCAUCCACCAUUUGGCGCAGAUAUCGAUGAGGAUGGUCGCAUUUUCGCCAGAGGAUCACAAGAUAUGAAGUGUGUGGGAAUGCAGUAUUUGGCGGCCAUCAGGGCUUUAAAAGAAAAGGGAUCAAGGUUCAAGAGAACAAUUCACAUCUCCUUCGUGCCAGAUGAGGAAUUAGGUGGUCGAAAGGGAAUGUUACCAUUUGUUUCCUCAAAGCAAUUUAAGCUUCUUAACAUUGGGUUUUCCUUAGAUGAAGGAAUUGCAUCGUCCACUUCAGAGUUUCCCGUUUUCUAUGCCGAACGUACAGUGAAACGUGUGAUUUUCAAAAUUAGUGGAUCUGCAGGACAUGGUUUGCUUUUGAUGCCCAAUACGGCGGGCGAGAAAUUCAGCUAUUUAACCAGCAAGUUGAUGGAGUUCAGGGAAGGGCAAGUGAAACGCUUGAAGGAUAAUCCAGAACUACAGAUUGGCGAUGUGACCACCAUUAACUUGACUUCGGUGGAUGGGGGAGUACAGAGCAAUGUGGUGCCUCCUAUGCUAACCGCCUGCUUUGAUAUUCGAUUGUCUUUGGACAUAAAAGUCCUCGAGUUCGAAGCCUAUUUAGACAAAUGGUGCGAAGAGGCUGGUGGUGAAAUUGAGCUUGACAUUAGUAGAAAAGAUCACAUUCCACCAACUGUCACAGAUGAUUCAAACCCUUUUUGGGUGGCCUUUAAACGUGCCACUGAAGAAUUGGGUCUUUCGACCAAACUUCAGGUAUUCCCUGGCGGCACUGACAGUCGGCAUAUUCGGAAGGUAGGCAUUCCUGCUUUGGGCUUCUCUCCAAUGAAUAACACUCCAGUUCUUUUGCACGAUCAUGAUGAGUUCAUCAAUGCAGAUACGUACUUAAAAGGUGUGGAGAUCUAUCAGAAAAUCAUUGAAAAUUUAACUAAUGUUUAAUAUUCACUA